This is a messenger RNA of Fomitopsis serialis, 1294 nucleotides long. RefSeq lists its product as uncharacterized. NCBI's taxonomy places the organism in Eukaryota, Fungi, Basidiomycota, Agaricomycetes, Polyporales, Fomitopsidaceae. The transcript has 5 exons. The record is from RefSeq and is a predicted model, not a curated record. Bases 196 to 1152 code for a protein of 318 amino acids.
CCGAGUUAUAAUAUGGUACUGUGAAUAUAACAGAACCUUAUAGAACGUUAUCUUGAAUUGGUGGCGGCGCAACCCUGCACCGUGACGUCCCUAGACUCGUCCAAGAGCCUAAGAACCUCCCCGCAGCCUGUAAACCAUGUCCUCCUCCCUACAUCAGCGCCCACUGUGCAGCUGAGAAACCUCGUCGUCCACCUCAUGCAGUCCGCCGCACCCCCUGCUGCCUUCAACCUACCUGAUACUGGUAGACCAGUCUCGUUCGUCGCCGGUCACUUCGCAGGGAGAACGCUCCGCGCCGAUAUUCAAGAGCUGCAGCAUGCCACAGCAGGACGGAAAUGCGCGACGAAAGACAGACGGCCGCUCGACCCGCCCCCCGUCGUGAGCAUGCGGCUGUUUGAGGUGACAAACGCAGGCACUCCAUUAGAGGUAGAGCAGGAGCUGAGGGACCUGACAGGAGUGGACAUCCACGGGUUUCUGUGCCAUGUUGACUUGAUCCGCGUUCCAGACCCAGCGUCCAAGUCGUUCUCCAGUGAGGCUGGGAUGAGCGACACCGCCGCUACUCCUUUAGCAUCCGCAUAUGGCCAUCCUGGAGCGUACUCCGUACCCACUCCGUCGGCAUUGUCCUACGGUGGAGCAUCCGCAGGACCGUGGCCACAGCAAAGCAGUCGUUCGAAUCAGCAACCCAUGCGCGGUUCGACGGGCCCCACUACGUCGGCUUUCGGCAUUCGCAGUAUGGACCCUGCAGGCGGGUCCACAACUUCGCUACAACAAGAUACCAUACCUUCUGCAGCCGCUGCCAUGACGGGAGGAGGAUUAGCCUGCUAUUAUCCCCGUACCGCUGGGCCUGAGCCCCCGACAGCUCUUCAUCCACAUGUACCCACCGCGAACAACCAGCCCUGCACUCUGCUCCUCGUCGGCACAACCUUCGUCUCUCCGACCUAUCUCACCAGCGGCAGAGGCAGAUCUCUGCUCUAUACCUUCUCCGACAUCGCCGUGCGAGAGGAAGGGCUCUUCAUCCUGCGCUAUAAACUGUUCAAUAUCUUCAAUGUCGCUCUCGGAGUGGCGCCGAUGCCUUACUGGCAGAGUGUUACGGCGAUUCGUUCAGGGUGUACAGCACGAAAGAUUUUCCCGGAUUGCGCGCGUCGACUGCCCUGACCAAAAGCUCGCUCUGCCUAGCAUUUAUCGACCCUCGGUGUGAGAGUGAACUCGCGUGAAAACGAGCGCAAGCGGUCGAGGGCCUGUUUAGACAGCGAUUAGUUGGCAGCGCUUGCGCCAGCGCCCACCAGUGCACCUCCUG